Aspergillus luchuensis is the source of this 387-nucleotide messenger RNA. RefSeq lists its product as uncharacterized. The record is from RefSeq and is a predicted model, not a curated record. NCBI's taxonomy places the organism in Eukaryota, Fungi, Ascomycota, Eurotiomycetes, Eurotiales, Aspergillaceae. The transcript has 2 exons. The coding region runs from base 1 to 387 and encodes 128 amino acids.
AUGGUGACCAAGAAUAGUGGUAAAACCCGGGGUCUCUGCGAAGUAAAGAGAAAACAGCUCGGUCAUACAGAUCAAAGCGCGGCAACGGUUUCUAAGCAGGAGACGGCAGAGUUAGUCGGGCUCAUCAAGAAUAACGGUUCCACGGUAUUCCUGAAUGGCCAUCACCACCUAACUUCGCAGUACGCGAACGAGAUCUAUCUCCUAUUCGCAAAGGCGCAGGUGUCAUACCAUGAAUACCUCAAAAAGGGAGCAAUUGGUAAUGAUGACUUCUUAGUCAUCCAGAGAUGUGGCCCCUGGCGGGUGAACGAUCCUGCCUGUAUGGAGCAAUUGGCUGUCAUCAUCUUAGCCAUUGUUUUGCUGGCGGACAAGGCUCGAUUCGUUAGUUGA